This is a messenger RNA of Calypte anna (Anna's hummingbird), 986 nucleotides long. RefSeq names its product serine/threonine-protein phosphatase 2B catalytic subunit gamma isoform. Gene Ontology annotation, molecular function: calmodulin binding; calmodulin-dependent protein phosphatase activity. Bases 157 to 792 code for a protein of 211 amino acids. The transcript is spliced from 7 exons. Lineage: Eukaryota; Metazoa; Chordata; Aves; Apodiformes; Trochilidae. Gene Ontology annotation, cellular component: cytoplasm; calcineurin complex. The record is from RefSeq and is a predicted model, not a curated record. Gene Ontology annotation, biological process: calcineurin-mediated signaling.
GGGGGAGGGGGCAGCGACAGGAGGGGCCUUCCCAUCGCCUCCGGGGCACCCGAAAGAACCCGGAGCCCGGGAUCACCCCCGGGGUGUCCCCCCCUCCUUCCUGAGGGGAAAGGGAGUUCAGCCCAACCCCCGAGCCCCCCCCAACUCGGUACCAUCAUGUCCGGCCGAGGACACAACAAGCUGCCCACCACCGAGCGCAUCGUCAAAGCUGUCCCAUUCCCUCCCACGCAGAGGCUCACUCUGAAGGAGGUGUUUGAGGAUGGGAAGCCAAGGCUGGAUGUCUUGAAGAGCCACUUGGUGAAGGAAGGGCGCUUGGAAGAGGACGCGGCGCUGAAGAUCAUCAACGAUGGGGCUGCCAUCCUCAGGCAUGAGAAGACAAUGAUUGAAGUGGAAGCUCCCAUCACAGUGUGUGGUGACAUUCAUGGGCAGUUUUUUGACCUGAUGAAGUUGUUUGAAGUUGGAGGAUCACCCAAUAACACCCGCUACCUCUUCCUGGGAGACUACGUGGACAGAGGCUACUUCAGUAUAGAGUGUGUGCUGUAUUUAUGGAGUUUAAAGAUAAAUCAUCCCAAAACAUUGUUCCUCCUUCGAGGGAACCAUGAGUGCAGGCACCUCACAGAAUACUUCACCUUCAAGCAGGAAUGUCGAAUCAAGUAUUCAGAGCGAGUGUAUGAUGCGUGCAUGGAUACCUUUGACUGUCUUCCUCUUGCUGCCCUCUUAAACCAGCAAUUUCUCUGUGUCCAUGGAGGACUGUCUCCAGAAAUCACAUGUCUAGAUGACAUUAGGAAGUAAGACAGGUUUAAGGAGCCUCCAGCCUUUGGUCCAAUGUGUGACCUGCUCUUGGUCUGACCAUCAGAGGAUUAUGGCAAUGAGAAAACACUGGAGCAUUUCUCCCACAACACUGUUAGAGGCUGCUCCUAUUUCUACAGUUAUCCUGCAGUUUGUGAAUUUUUGCAGAACAAUAGUUUGUUAUCUGUAAUCCGAGC